Tetrahymena thermophila SB210 is the source of this 936-nucleotide messenger RNA. Its product is annotated as Trk system potassium uptake protein TrkA, amine-terminal domain protein. The transcript has a single exon. NCBI's taxonomy places the organism in Eukaryota, Ciliophora, Oligohymenophorea, Hymenostomatida, Tetrahymenidae. The record is from RefSeq and is a predicted model, not a curated record.
AAUAAAAUAAAAAAAAAUAGUAAAACAUAAAUAAAAAUCUUCAAUAAGAAAACAAAAAUAACUAACAAAAUGGCUCCAAAAAUUAUCGUCUUAGGUUCAACUGGCUACAUUGGAUCUGCAACUGUUAAAACUCUUGCUUAGUAAAAGGCUAAUAUUACUGCUGGUGUAAGAGAUCCUUCUAAAGCUUAGGAAUUAGUAAAUGCUGGUGCUAAAGUUAUUAAAGCUGAUAUGGGCCUUAAGUAAACUGAGCUUGCAUCUAUUCUCGCUAACUAUGAUCAUCUUUAUGUUGUUACUCCUGGACACAUUGAUCGUACUAAUUUAACUCUUAAUGCCAUCAAAGCAGCUAAAUAGGCAAACAUCAAAUACAUCCUUGUUGUUUCUAUUCCUCCAGCUGAUAAUCUUAACAUUCUUUUUGGAAGAUAAUUUACACCUAUUGAGAAAGAACUUAAAUCAAGUGGAUUGACUUAUGGAUUGUUGAGAUUACCUAUGUUUGUUGAUAAUAUCUGGGGUAAUGCUGAAGCUAUUAAAACUCAAAACACUUUCUAUGGACCAAUUGAUGGAAGUAAAAAGUUUGUCACUGUUGCAGUGUAAGAUGCAGCAUUAGCAGCUGCUGUAAUUCUUUAAAACCCUACAAAUCAUGCUAAUAAAACUUACACACUAACCAGUGAUUUUAGUAGUAGUGAUGAGUAGGCCUAAUUUUAUACUUAGGCUCUUGGUAGAACUAUUAAAUAUGUAUCUGGUGGUUAUGAAGCAACAAAGUAAGCACUUCUAAAAUUCAUGCCUGAAUGGUAAGUUGAUGGUAUUUUAGAGUUGUACAAACUUGUUGAGAACCAAGAUGCAAGUCAGACUACUUUUACUAACGACUUCAAAAAAAUAACUGGCUAAGAACCUACUACUCACGCAAAGUGGAUGCAACAAUUUUCAAAAGCUUUUUGA